GUUCAGCAUUUCUACAUUUGCUCACUCACGGUGUCUCCCUCCAAGGUGUCUUACCCGGGAUGUAAGACAAGAAACGGAGCAAAACCCUCUCCGUAGAGCGUCAUGCUGUCCGUAAAGUAGGAAAGAGCCAGCGAACGCCGUCCUUCCUUCCCCCGGCUCCCUGCCACCUCGUGGGGGGAAAUGAGCGGAAGGCCGAAGCCAAGAAGGGGGGCCAGGUUUUUUAGAGGUCAUUCUGAAGAAGCCAGCGUCAGCGGUGGACUCAGUGAUGUGCUCCGGGGGCACGGACGACCUGACUUCAGUGGGUUAACCCAGUCAUGGAAGAUUGUCAUAAGCACAGUGUCCAUGGUGACCCUUCUUCUUAUAGGGCUUGGGAAUCACAUGUGGCUGAAAGAAACGGAGUUUCCUCAGAAAUCCAGUCACUUUUAUGCUCUAAUUGCAGAAUGCGGUUCCAGACUUUAUAAUUACCAGGCCAGACUUCGUAUGCCAAAGGAGCACCUGGAGCUUUUAAAGAAGGAAAGCCAGACUCUGGAGAACAACUUCCAAGAAAUUCUAUUUUUGAUUGAACAAAUAGAUGUUCUGAAGGCUUUGCUUAGAGAUACGCGAGAUGGUCUGCACAACUACAGCGGGGACACGGACGGAGGCGAGGACCGGAACCCCAUGGGGGCCAUCGACGAGGAAAUGUCAAACUUGGUGAAUUCCAUCCUUAAAAAGUUGAGAGAAGACCAAGUCCAGAUGGCUGACUAUGCCCUUAAGUCAGCAGGGGCCUCUGUCAUUGAAGCUGGGACCUCCGAAAGUUACAAAAAUAACAAAGCAAAACUUUACUGGCAUGGGAUCGCGUUCUUAACCUAUGAAAUGCCCCCAGAUGUUAUUCUUCAGCCGGAUGUCCAUCCUGGAAAGUGCUGGGCCUUCCCAGGUUCCCAGGGUCACGCCCUGAUCCAGCUCGCCAGGAAGAUCACACCUACUGCUGUUACCGUGGAGCACAUCUCCCAGAAGGUGUCUCCCUCAGGAAACAUCUCCAGCGCACCCAAGGAAUUUUCCGUCUAUGGCAUCUUGAAACACUGUGAGGGAGAAGAAAUUCUCCUGGGUCGGUUUGUGUAUAACAAAACAGGAACCACCAUUCAAACAUUCAAGCUCCAGCACGAAGUUUCCGAACCUUUAUUAUGUGUGAAACUUAAAAUCCUCAGCAACUGGGGUCACCCGAAGUACACGUGUUUGUAUAGGUUCAGGGUCCACGGCACCCCAGGAGAGUACCCCUAGAGGAAGCCAGGCAGACGGCCGUGACCACAGGUCCAGAAUAUGUGACUCGUCUUACUUCCUUAGAUUCAUCGCAUCCAUAGGCAUCAAAAUGGGGGUGGGAGGGGAACCUC
Messenger RNA from Herpailurus yagouaroundi (jaguarundi), 1367 nucleotides. It is a transcript of the gene SUN3, whose product is annotated as Sad1 and UNC84 domain containing 3. The record is from RefSeq and is a predicted model, not a curated record. NCBI's taxonomy places the organism in Eukaryota, Metazoa, Chordata, Mammalia, Carnivora, Felidae. The transcript is spliced from 10 exons. Bases 181 to 1257 code for a protein of 358 amino acids. Gene Ontology annotation, cellular component: nuclear envelope; meiotic nuclear membrane microtubule tethering complex. Gene Ontology annotation, molecular function: protein-membrane adaptor activity.